Molecule: messenger RNA, 3246 nt
Organism: Porites evermanni
Lineage: Eukaryota; Metazoa; Cnidaria; Anthozoa; Scleractinia; Poritidae
Source: the annotation of a GenBank genome assembly
AUGUCCCUGACACUCUUUACAAUUUAUCUUAUAUUCCGGAUGCAUGGAAGUGAGGCUGCAGGCGGGUUAUGUAAAACUUCAGAGAGAUCAAUACCUGGAAAAGCUCUCAAGGGUCACAUCUUCAAGGAGUUUGCAGUGAGAGCGAUUGUUGAUUGCCAGAACACCUGUGAAAACGACCCCAGGUGUGCGAGUUACAAUUACUACAUUCCGGAUAAAGUGUGCAAGCUAAACAGCCAGACCAAGGAAACGAGACCUGACGAUUUUGUCACAGAUGAGCUGAGGUUCUAUGUGAGACGAGACGGUAUGAUGUAUUCUGUCUCUUUAAGAUGCUUAAGACUAAAUUGUUUACACUGUACUGAAAAAGCCAUCCGGUAUAAUAGGAUUGUUAACGGCACAGAACUUUAACUAGAUAACAAACAUCGAACAUCGUUCCGUGGAGCGUUUGGUCGAAAGGCUUCCACUUUCAAGAUAAGCGCUGCGGCGCAACUUCGCUUAGUUACAGAAAUUGCACUGAAAUGACCUUUCUUAUGUGUCAACAGAAGCCUUAUCCGAUAUGGUUUUCGUGUGUGUGAAAAAGCUUUAUCCGGAAUAGUAUAAGCAUGGUCUAAAACAUAACUUUAAUUGCUCUCCCCCAAUUCUCCGAGAUGGUCCCUUCUAUAUCCUAUUGGAAAUGGAAUAUCGAGUGCAUGUGCAUGCAAGAAUACGAUAACAAUGAAGUCUGCCAUAUAUUAGUACUGUCAGUAACCUAUGGAAAGAAAUCGUCCACACAGAUAUGUAUUACAUACUGGAAUUUAGAAAAAACUCACAUUUAUUAUGUCUGCUGUUUUAUGCUAUUUGUAGAUGAUGAUGAGUGCUUGAAGAUGCCACUAGUUUGUGACAUCAACGCAAACUGCAAGAACACGCUUGGCUCCUACCUUUGUUCUUGUAGAGAGGGUUUUAAGGGUGACGGUAAAACAUGUGAAGGUAAAAUUAAAAAGAACCAUGUAACCAUACGGGAAACACCAAAUUUUACUUAUUGGAGCAAAAACUUUUAUAGUGCGAGGUACGAUCCUCAUCCCUUUAAUUUUCAACGGUCAACUGAUCACGAAUAAAAAGAUUUUCUCACUUAUUUUUUAUGUUGGGGUUAGCGUGAGGCUCUUUGGAUUUCGUUUGUGAACUAACUUUUUAUUUUAGUUACCAAUGAUUAUAAAUUAAUAAUAACGGAUAAUGAUAAUAAUAUCGAUACUGCUGAUGAUGACAAUGAUGAGGAUGACAAAGAAACAACGGAACAUGUAAAUUACUUUUCCGUAGUGUGAUCUAGUGCAAGAAAGAGAAUGUACUUAAAAUACAAACACAUUAAUGUACUGGUUGUUAUAGCCUGUUUUUUGGAGCAUAAGCUUUAAAAGUUCACUUAUUCUAACAUUGUGAUUCAGACGAAGACGAAUGCCAGAUCAACACUCACAACUGUAGCGACAAUGGCAACUGUACUAACACCGAAGGUUCAUUUAACUGUAGUUGCAAACCAGGGCACAUGGGAGAUGGCCACAACUGUUCGGGUAGGUGCUGCAAAAUCUUUUUUCUAUUUUCUUCGAUCAAUUAAAAACUUUUUGAUGCCCCCCUCCCCCCCCCCAAAAAAAAAAAUACACAAACAAAAUGUCGAGGCAUCCAGGUUUCCUAUGCGUCUAAAAACCCCUUUGAAUUGAACCACACAGUAGUGAUUGUACUACUUCUUUAAUUGGCAAAAGAGAGAUCCGGAACAGCUUUUUCAAGUCUUAGAAGGUGGCUUAAAAGGUGGAAGAAUUCUUAAGUCAUUCUCAGUCACACAACAAACCAGUUAUACUACAAACAGUUCUUGCACUAUUUUCCUUUCGAUAGAAUUAUUAAGGUUCAUAAUAAGUCUGGUUACGGAUUUAUGCAGAAGCCCUUCCUGGCGGGUAUGAAUAAAGAAACCACAUCAGUUCAUAUAAACUAUAACCACAGACCACGACAUUACUAACACGGACGGAAAAUGUACGAAAAUGUAGACCAAAGCUGAAUCACUGGAUCUUUCAAAAUGCAGAUCAGCAUGAACAAUGUAUCUCUGUACCAAAACAAAAACGAGCAAUUAAUACAAAACUGGCAGUGCUCGGGUGAUGCUUGGUUGAGACUCAUAUCAGCGAAUAAUCUACGUCCUUUGGAAAACGCCGGUAGUCUCUUAAAGACACUACUACCGCGAUUUCCAAUAGUAUUUGGAAUACCCUAAAAAAGUUUGGUAUUAAUCUACCCAUCCAUCCGUCCGUCCGUCCAUCCGGUUAUGAGUGAGUUGAAGCUGCGACGUUUUUGAGUGACGCACAUCAACUGGAUGCAAACUUUUGCACUCUUGAGCCGUGAUUUUAAACAAUUUUUUUGCGCAAAUCGUCUCUAUAAGGGUAAAGACUCUUAGUAAUACAAAUUUGGUGGCGUCAAGGCAAUUUAAAAUGGAAAAUGGCUCACUUCCGGUUGACGUGCGUCGCUCAAAAACGUCGCUGCUUAUAUUUUAAAGUCCCUAUUAUAUCCUUCCGUCCAAGAUUAUCCCAGAAAAAAUGCAUGCUGUUUUAUCUCGCGUUCGAGAUAAAACUGCCUAUAGGAGAUGGAUACAAUUGUAAAUGUACAAUUCUUCGGUUCUUUAAAAUCCAUUGAACACAUUUUCGCCUUACUGGGAGGUGACUGAUGUCGUGUUCUUAAAUCAGUACAAGGAAUGGAAUGUGUUUUCACCGUAAACUAUAUAUUUAGGAAUUAUUCCUCGAGCCCGAAUGAGCUCUAAGUCAGUAGCCCAUGAGGCCGAAGGCCGAAUGGACUAUUGACUCAGAGGCCAUGAGGGCGAGAGGAAUAAUUGUUUUAGUAAAAUCCAAAUAGGUGGUCAAAAAUAUCGAGACAAAACAACUUUAGCCAGCGGAACGCGAUUCAAGCGCCAUUGUUUUGGUUUUCAAAGCCGGCGCUUUUCGCUUCUAGUGGGCUAUAACAUAUAGCCUAGUAGUAGCUCCAUCAAUCAGAACGCAGCAUUGAUAACAGACCACUAGUUGGAUUUUACUAAUUAAAAAUUAUGGUAUACUGGUGGCUAUAUUGACUACCUGUUUGUUCAGGCAGAAUAAAUUUAAUUUUUACUAAAAUUAUCAUUCAGACUCAGACGAAUGCCUGAACAAGUCUCACAACUGUAGCGAAAAUGCCACCUGCACCAACACCGAAGGGUCCUUCAACUGUAAUUGCAAACCAGGGUACAUUGGAAAUGGCCACAACUGUUCAGGUUAG